AUGACAACAGACACGCCGGUCAACGCCCUCACGCGUGAGCUCGCGCAAUACCUCGAGAGCGCUGACGUCAAAGGCACGUCCAUAACAGCGCAGCGAAAGCGCUGCAAGGAGAUUUUCCAGCGACUGGAACCCUUGCGCGCCACAGCCCUCUCGGCCGAGAUCGAAAGUCUUUACAACGUCGGCGCAUGGUAUCAGUUGUUCGGCUAUCCUCCCAAGUUUCCAUCCUGGGCGGACCCCAACGACGCCAGAGUCUUCGCCGGCAGUCGCCUCGUCUCCGCUCUUACCAGCUUGAAGAAAGAGUGGAAGCAGAUCGACACCGUCCCAAAGAUACGUGCAGCCGCGCGUGACGAGAUUCCACUCCCCACUUGGCCGGGCCGCGACUUUUUGGACAAGCUCGUCAAAAUUGCCGGCGCUGGUGCUGCAGGCUACCCACUUGACACUUUCCUACAAGAGUUUCCCCGCUUCCUGCAUACCAAGAUUGGGGUGACACACAAGCCGCAGUACUUCAGAAAAGAGAGCCGUCGCUGCGUUCUCUGCCCAGAGCUCAACGAGUUCUACGAUAACAUUGUCCAGCCGUGGAUCAUUGGUCUCGCGAACCCAACGACAUCUUCACGAAAGCGGCGAAAGGCCGAUGUGGUCGGCCGAUCGAUCGAUACCAGCUUACAGGCAGGAGACGAGCCACCCGAACCCGAGGCCUUUCUUUGGUCCAACGAACAUGAACACGAACUGGGGCAGACGAUCCUCGAGUCAAGUCCAGGUCUCCAAAAUACAGAGUCCAUCCAGCAGUCCUCCAGGUCCCGUCCACAGCACAGUGAUCAAGAGUCUACCGAGCACGAAACACAGAUCGAAGAUCCCGAAUUAGAGAUAACAAUCGAUCACUCGCUCCUUGACGACGACUCGGGCCAGCAAAUCUCCGACGACUACGACGACCAGAUUGGAGUUCAGCUUGAAGCGCAGCAGUCAAUACCCAAAGACCACACCAGCAAGGCUCCUCGCAGAGCUAAUGGCGCGAAGGCAACUCAAGACGAGAGAGCUCAGAAGGAAGUCGAGGGGGCGUUCGAUGUCCUGCUGGAGCUUGAUGAUGACACUCAAUAUGGCGCACGAUGGUUGGUCGACAAUACCAAGCUUCGCAUAUCACUUCGAAGGCAGAUCGAAAUCGCAAAGGUAUCUGUGGAUGCUGCAGCCGAUGACUUUGCCAAGACGGGCAGCGAGAUUGCCUCCAGACUACCUCCCAAUACAAACCUGUCGCAGUCCAUUGCGAACACCGAAGCCCGGCUUGCCAAGUUCACAGCUAACGAGGUCCGGUUACUCGAGCAACAGAAGCUGUUGCAGGCGCUUGCUGAUGACAUGGACGAUGACGACAUGUGCAUCCUCAACACUCGCACGGUAGUUAAUCAAGACGCUUUGGUCGCACGGAAAACAGGGAUCGAGCACGAGAUUGCACUGCUGAAGGGGUGGGAAGCUCAGCUGAACGAGCAGUACAAGUCGCAAGAAAAGAAGAAAAAAGACCUAGAAGAGCUUCAGGUCAGACUCGAUGAGCGCAAUGAGUCCCUGGAGACCAUGGCCCUGUUGUUUCGCUUGGCGACGCAGCCUUCAUCAUGUGGGGCAUUUGAGGUAUAUGUAGCAGCAAAAGAGACAAAAUAA
Boeremia exigua is the source of this 1644-nucleotide messenger RNA. RefSeq lists its product as uncharacterized. The record is from RefSeq and is a predicted model, not a curated record. The transcript is spliced from 2 exons. Bases 1 to 1644 code for a protein of 547 amino acids. NCBI's taxonomy places the organism in Eukaryota, Fungi, Ascomycota, Dothideomycetes, Pleosporales, Didymellaceae.